Molecule: messenger RNA, 2322 nt
Organism: Symbiodinium sp. CCMP2592
Lineage: Eukaryota; Dinophyceae; Suessiales; Symbiodiniaceae
Source: the annotation of a GenBank genome assembly
AUGGCAGCAGUGGCCCAGGCCCCGCGGUCGCGGUUUCGAGAGAUGGCGCAUGGGAAUCGGAGCCCAACCCCUAGUGUCACUUCGCUUUUCUCCGGCACAUCGUCACUGACACGGACGGAGACUCGAAGGGAUCAGAGGGAGCAGGACCUCGACCACAUCAUGGCCGAGUUCCUCCAGGAGUACCCGCACUUGGCCAGUUCCGCAACCAUGGAGACUUCGGGAAUCUGGUUCUUGGGUGGCCGUCGAGUGCAUCGGAUCCGAACGGAGUCGCCUUGGAAGCGCGUGCUCGUCGACAACAUUCGCCGGCCGCUCGGGGACCUCCUCGAGGAAGUGUUGAAGGAGCACCAGCUAGAGAUGCAAAUGGAGGCUCAGGCUCAGAGGAGUCGCCGGCUGCUGCAGUCCCACUUCCAGCGCAAGGAGCGCAACGAGAAUUUGCGGCUGCUGCAAGCCGGCCUCCAAGCUUUCGAGGGGGCAGCCUCCCGUUCGCGCGCUGCAGCUGACAUGGCUGGCUUGACAGAAUUGCCUAAAGCACCGGGGAAGGGUCAGAGAGAGGCCAUUCGCAGCGGUCCGGCCGAAGGAAAGAGCCUCUCUCCCUCCGAUGUUCAAGCCGGGAUGUGGCGAGCCAUGUGGGGGCGGCUGUGCGUUCUUCUGGCCGUGGCGGUGACAGCUGCGCAAGGUACCGAGCUCGGGCCGAAUUGGGCCGGGGUGAACUCCUUCUUCGCGCAUGCACUGCCAAGUUCAGGUCCUUACAGCCGCACAGCCUACCUUGACAAGAUCAGGGACGCCGGGCUUCGUGUUCUGCGCAUCUUCAUCAGUGCAACGGAGGCGAACUACAAAUACAGCGGCUCCCAGGCCGUGGAUGACAUCGAGACCAAGAAGGUGGGCUCCUACGACGACCGCAUCCUCUCCUUAGUGGACGACCUCAUGCUCGAGGCCUACGAGCGUGGCAUCAAGCUGGACAUCGCACUGCACGACCGCUACUCGCUGGGCUGCUGGCGGACGGAUGCCUAUGUCACAACUUAUGACCUGCCGAGUGGCUGCUGCAACUGCACCGUGAGCAAGAAUCAAGUGGAUCGUUUCUACACGGAGCCUGAGAUCCAGGUUGCCUUCGAUGCGCGCUUGCAGCACAUCUUGCAGCACAGGAACCCGCACUUCAACGCGCCCUGGGGUCAGCUGCACCAGGUUGUUGCGUCUUUCGCCCCUGAGAACGAAGCUCAAGGCCAUGACGAGCUCGUGGACAAAGGUUGGUGGUGCCGCCGAGCGCAGGUCAUGAAGGACUACAUGCACCCAGACAUACCGAUCUCGACGGGUGGUUCAAUCGGGCUUCUGGAUGCUUUGUAUCAGCAGCUCUACAUGUGUCCGGAGAUCGAUGUCGUGGACAUCCAUACCUACACCGACGAUGACGAGUGGCUUCGAGGGGUGGCACAGGUCUCGGUCACUUGGGCAGUGACGCAAAAGAAGCGGGUGCGACUUCAGGAGUUCGGUGCGCAGGGGAACGAUGCAAGCAAGGCCAAGACCCUAUUCCCUCUGAUCUAUGCCGCAAGCGAGAUCGGGAUUCCCUUCAUGCCUUGGCAGCUAGUGCAUCCAGAGAGCACCACGGACUACGAAUUCUGGACAGACGGAGAGGUGUGGCGUGGGCUUUCGGCCCUGAGCCAGGCUGCGCAGGACAACGUCACAGUCUUUUCGUGGCCGGAGCUGAACCUCUCAAAUAGCAGCAUGCAGCUGAAGGCUGACUGGCGGCUCUGUGUUGUAAACGCCGAAUGCACUUCCGGCUGCUGCAGCAAGGAGUUGAGCGACGACAGGAAGUACAAGUGUACGCCUGGAGGUAGCCAGUGCACAGGCAACCGGCUUGCCGACUGGGUCUGGUGCACUCAGAGCAGCGAGUGCGCCAGCGGUUGCUGCAGCUCGGAGCUCAGCGACGAUGGCCGGUACAAGUGCACACCAGGCGGUACACCAAGGCUCUGUGGCGAGGCACUUGCGCGGGAUGGACAGCCGUGCUAUGAAAAUGGCAACUGCGCCAGUGGCUGCUGCUCCAGUGGAAGGUGUAUCUCUCGCGCUCCCCCGUUUCAAUGCGACAGACUGCGUUGGUGGCCCAAUUGGAGGUGGCGCCGCCUCCGCCGCCACCUGCGCCGCCACCUCCGUCGCGGCCACCGCCCUCGCCAUCGGCAUCCUCACACUGCCUAUCAGGCCUAUCAGCUGGAAGAUCCGAUGCUGCUACUCCAGCUGGGCAGGCAGGCUACUGGUAGCUUCGAUGUUUCAUCCUCGUGGCCAGAGCAGAAGUCCAUGCCAGCCGCGUGGUGCAGUGCAAGCAACGAAUGUUGA